AUAGGAGGUCGCCUCCUCCCCCGCCCCAUCCUUUCUCUCUCCUCCCGUUCCGCAUCCUUCUCCUUUUGCACCGGCCGCCGUCGAUCGCCGCCGGAGGUGAGAGUGAGCUUAGCUGAGGUGAGGUGAGGUGGCCUUGAUCUCGAGCGGAGCCCGGGGCUAAUCACGAUUUGGCUAAACUUAACCGCGCUAUUAUUAGUGGUUGUUAAACUCACGCGCGCCACGAAGAGGAGGAGGAGAGAGAGUGGGGGCGUGGAGGCGCGGAGGAGGAGGAGGAGGCUAUGGAGGCCCUGAGGUUCGUGCGCGGCAUCCGGCCCGCCGCCUCCGCGGCUCCGCAGCCGCCGCCUCCGGUGGCGCAGCGGCACCACCACCAGCAGCCGUCGCCGCCGCGGGCCGCCCUGCAUGCGCCGCUGCUGCGGCUGUGGCCGCUCGGCGGCGGAGGGGGAGGAGGAGGAGGGGAGAGGGCUGGUGCGGUCGGCGGUGCGGUUCGCGGCGAGGACGCGAGGAGCCAGCGCGCGGCGGAGGUGGAGAGGGAGGAGGCGAGGCAGGGGGGAGAUGCGGGGGCGGACGAGCGGAAGGAGGGGAACUGGGUGCUGCAGAUGCUACGGGUGCAGCCGCAGUGGGCGGAGGCGGCGGACGCCGAGGCUGCCGGAGCCGCCUCCCAGGAAGCGGGCCGCGCCGGCGAAGAGUGCUGCGCCUCGUGCGGUGGGGGUGAGGAGGAAGGCUGCUGCGCCGUCGGGGAGGACGAUGACGAGUGCGACGGCAAGGUGGUCGACCAAGCGACGUUCUCGAGGCUCCUCAGGAAAGUGUCGCUCGGGGAGGCCAAGGAGUUCUCCAAGAUGUCCUACCUCUGCAACAUCGCCUACAUGAUUCCCAAGAUCACGCCAAAAUGUCUGCGGAGGUACGAUUUGCGGUUUGUGACUUCAUCAGUACAAGAGAAGGCCAAAGCUGGUCUUGAUCAGAAGCAGGAGCAUAAAACCGAGAAAAGUGAAUCUCCGAAUCAAGAAUCUGAACUUGUAGAGAACCCUGAGCCAGGGAGCAACAAGAAGACAGAAAGUGGGUUGGGGGUAAACCCCUUCGGCGCAUACCAUGUCAUGUCGUCUGCUGCCUCUUAUUUACAUUCACGGGCUAUGGGCGUCAUUCCCUUUGGUUCCAGGAAUGAUGUCAAGAAUGACCCAACCAUCAUGGCCAUUGUAAACGGUCAGAGUGGUGAAGGUUUAACCAUGGAUGAAGCUUCAUUUGUGGCCACUACGAAUUCAGUAACUUCCAUGGUUGCCGCCAAGGAAGAAACAAGACAGGCUGUUGCAGAUGAUCUGAACUCUUCAAGAUCUUGCCCUUGUGAAUGGUUCAUUUGUGAUGAUGAUCAAGGCAGCACAAGAUACUUUGUAGUUCAGGGUUCGGAGUCAAUUGCUUCUUGGCAGGCCAACCUACUAUUUGAACCAGUCAAAUUUGAGGGACUCGACGUGCUUGUUCAUAGGGGAAUAUAUGAAGCAGCCAAGGGAAUGUAUCACCAGAUGUUGCCAUAUGUCAGAUCUCAUUUGCGAAGUUCUGGUAAAGCUGCAGCAUUACGCUUCACUGGUCAUUCUCUUGGUGGUAGUCUGGCUUUGCUUGUGAAUCUAAUGUUACUGAUGAGAGGAGUGGUACCUGCUUCAUCGUUGUUGCCUGUUAUAACAUUUGGCGCACCUUGCAUCAUGUGUGGCGGCGACCACUUGCUUCACAAACUUGGAUUGCCAAGAAAUCAUGUUCAGUCGAUCACGAUGCAUCGCGAUAUUGUUCCUCGAGUCUUUUCGUGCAACUACCCUGACCAUGUUGCUAACAUCCUGAAACUAGCCAAUGGGAAUUUCCGCAGUCACCCAUGCCUCACAAAUCAGAAGCUCUUGUACGCCCCAAUGGGCGAAAUGUUCAUCCUGCAACCUGACAAGAGGCUAUCCCCGCACCACGACCUCCUCCCACCGGACAGCGGCAUCUAUCACCUGAGCGACUCCUCGUCGUCGGGCGCCUCCCUGCGGCAGCUCCGGUCCGCCAUGUCCACCUUCUUCAACUCGCCGCACCCGCUGGAGAUCCUCAGGGACAAGAGCGCCUACGGGCCCAAGGGCGCGGUGUACCGCGACCACGACGUGAACUCGUACCUCCGCUCGGUGCGCGCCGUGGUGCGCAAGGAGGUGCGCCGGCACCGGGAGACGGAGCGCGGCCGGUGGCGGUGGCGGCUCCUCCUGUGGUGGCCGCGCGGCGGCGCCGUCGAGCGGACGCGGCUGGGCGUCCUCCUGGACGCCGCCGUGGAGGGCGGCCGGGAGACGGCGAGGCAGGCGCGGGCGCACGCGCGCCUGCUGGUCGUCCUGCUGGUGCCGGCGAAGCUGCUCGUCAUCGGCGCCUUCCUGGUCGUUAGAUUCAUGUAAACGUACAUGUAAAGCGUGGUUAGAUCCCAUCCGUUGAUUCAUUUUGUUGGUUGCAGUUACACCCCACACUGCUGCAGCAAUGAUUCUUUCUUCCCAAAGUGGAAAUGCCAUACAAAGUGUCAUACCCAGAUG
Oryza brachyantha (malo sina) is the source of this 2525-nucleotide messenger RNA. Its product is annotated as phospholipase A1 PLIP3, chloroplastic-like. Gene Ontology annotation, biological process: lipid metabolic process. The record is from RefSeq and is a predicted model, not a curated record. NCBI's taxonomy places the organism in Eukaryota, Viridiplantae, Streptophyta, Magnoliopsida, Poales, Poaceae. The transcript has 5 exons. Gene Ontology annotation, molecular function: glycerophospholipid phospholipase A1 activity. The coding region runs from base 279 to 2393 and encodes 704 amino acids.